AUGUUUGGCCCAGAAGUUUUACGAUCUCAUGGAUUAAAAAAUGAAAAGGAUUUAAGAAAAUUAAUUACUGAUCUUCAAACUAGAAUUGAUAGGGCGAAAUCAAAAAUUGCAGCUGCUUCUCAUAAUGCUUCCAAUAUUGAAGACCACAUAACAGAGGAGCCUAAAUUAAGACUUUUUAAAAACAAAAUUCAAUUACCAAAAGAAGAAUCUAUAUCAAAAAUUUGGCUUAAUGAUAUAUAUAAAAAAAGGCAAGAUAUAAUUGAUAAAAAAGCUGUUAGAAAACAGCGUAGACAAGAUAUGGCUAAGAGAGGAACAGCUGCAUCUUUAGAACGAAUGCGAUUAAUUAGCCAGCUAGCAAGGAAAGAUAAAAGAGAUGAUGAUUUUGGUAGCAGAGAUGAAGAUUGGGAUGUUUACAAAGUCAUAAAUAAAGAAGGUGGUGAUACAGACAGUGAGGAGGAACAAGAAAAAAUAUCAGAGCUUGAAGAAAUUUUACGAUUUUAUGAUCCAACAUUUGUUAGUUCUAACUCCAAUGAAGAACAAAAUCCAAAAGAAGCUCAUCAAUUACAUUUUGGUAUAGAGCGGAUGAGAUGUACAGAGGUACUUUUUCAACCAUCAAUAAUUGGUUGUGGUCAAGGUGGAAUAACUGAUACUAUAGAAUUCAUUUUGAAAAAAUAUGAUGCCCAAACAGCUAAUGAUUUGGCAGAAAAUGUUUUCUUAACUGGUGGUCCAACUAAAUUGCCCUAUUUCAAACAACGAGUGUAUAGAGACCUCCGAGAAAUGAGACCAUUGGAAUCUAAUAUUAAUGUAAAAUUGUCUGACUCCCCUUUUCUCGAUGCUUGGUAUGGUGCAAAAGAAUUCGCAAAUAAGCAAGAUUUUCAUAAAUAUUUGUUAACACCCGAAAUGUAUGCAGAAAUGGGUGGUGAUUAUUUUAUUGAAAACUCUUGUUCCAAUAUGUAUUGUCCACUUCCUGAAGCUGUUCAAGAACCUGAGGGAUUAAGUGAACAAAAUACAGAAAUUUAACUAUUUUUAAUACAUUAAGAUUAGUAUGUAAUACAUAUACAUA
Molecule: messenger RNA, 1063 nt
Organism: Diuraphis noxia (Russian wheat aphid)
Lineage: Eukaryota; Metazoa; Arthropoda; Insecta; Hemiptera; Aphididae
Gene: Arp5
Product: Actin-related protein 5
Source: RefSeq, a predicted model, not a curated record